Molecule: messenger RNA, 499 nt
Organism: Oppiella nova
Lineage: Eukaryota; Metazoa; Arthropoda; Arachnida; Sarcoptiformes; Oppiidae
Source: the annotation of a GenBank genome assembly
UUUAACUCAUAAGACACGUAUGAAUCUCUGUCCCACUACUCCACCACUAAUGCCAAUCCCUAUGCCCAUAGGUCUGACACCGGGAACAGUCCUAAUCAUUCUGGCGGGUCGUCACCGGGGGAAGCGAGUGGUGUUCCUGAGACAACUGGCCUCCGGUCUCCUGCUGGUUACGGGACCCUUCAAAAUCAACGCCUGUCCCCUCCGUCGUAUGCACCAGCAAUUCGUGAUCGUGACGUCCACUAAGCUGGACAUCUCGGGCGUCAAAAUACCCGAUCAUAUCGACGACAAGUACUUUAACGUGAAGAAAGACCGGUCGCCGAAAGGCAAGAGAGGCGACGGCGGAGACAUCUUCGACACGAAGGCCGAGGCCUGGAAGCCGGACGAGCGCCGGAAGGCCGACCAGAUCGCCAUCGAUAAGGCGCUCGUGGGUCUGAUCCGCAAGAACAAGGAGAAGAAGCUGUUGUUGGCGUAUUUGGGCUCAUAUUUCCAGUUACGGAAC